AUGAGUGGAAUAGUUGACAAUGAACUUUUGAAAGUCAUGGGCUGUACCAGUGCCAAACAAAUUUGGGACAAGCUAUGCAAUGUUCAUGAAGGCGACGCCAAGAUCAAAGAAGCAAAGCUACAAAUUCAUAGAGCCCAGUUCGAGUGUCUAAAUAUGGUUGAAGAUGAAACUAUCGAGGCUUAUAUGUUGAGGGUUAAUGAGGCAGUCAACGCCAUUGGAGGACUUGGGGAAGAAAUCAAAGACCUUGUGAUCGUAAAGAAAGUGUUGAGAUCAUUGCCACCCCAGUUCGAUUUGAAGGUGUCUGCCAUUGAAGAAGCAAAGGAUCUUGAUACAUUUAGCAUGGAUGAACUGCACGGCUCCCUUUCAGCUUUCGAGAUGCGAAUUGACAGACCUAAAGCUACAGACAAGACGGCUGCAUUCAAGGUUCAGAAGAAAAAGAAGAUUGAGCCCAAGUCUGAUGAAGAUGAUACUAAUGCCAAUAGUGAUGAUGGUGAAACGAACUUUGUCAGAAAACUAAAGCGAGGCAAAGGCAAGUAUAGAGGUAAAUUACCAUUCAAGUGCUUCAAUUGUGGAGGUGUUGGUCACUUUGCUGCCAAGUGUCCACACAAGGACAAAGAGGCUGAUGAAGAACCCAAGCAAUUCAAAAAGAAAAAACCUUUCCUCAAGAAAGGGAAAUCAAAGAGUAAGGGACUAAUUUCUAAGCACCACAGUAGCACUUCAGAUGACAGUUCUGAAGAUGAGUCAGAUGAUGAUACUGUAGAUGAGUCACUAUUCAUGGUACUAAGUGACAUUACUGAGAAGUCUGAUGAGCACCCCACCACUUGUUCUGAUAAUGAUGAUGAGGUAGACUUAGAAGGAGAACUUAUUGUAGCUCUUGAUGAGCUAAAGACUGAAUGCAAAAGCCACAAGAAUACUACAAAGCAACUCAAGGAAGCUGAGAAGAAAAUACUUGAGAUGAAGGUUCAAAUUGAAGAGUUCAAAAAGGAUGUUGAUGAGCUUGAGACUCAACUCUCCCUCAAGUCUGGUGAUUACUGUAAGCUCGAGGAAGAAGUUGUUAUACUUAGAAACAAAGUGGAAAUAUCUGUUGAGAGCAUUCCUUCAUCCAGUGAUCCUAAAAUAGACAAACUUGAUGAGAUACUGAGCUGUCAGAGACCUGCACACAUCAAGUUUGACCUAGGUUAUGAGAGUGAGUCAUCAAAGCAGAUGGUGAAAGGCAAAGGCACUAUUGAAGAUCCCAUACAGUUGAAGAAAGUACCCCACAGACAAAACAGAAGCAAAUUGGCACACUAG
Messenger RNA from Telopea speciosissima, 1290 nucleotides. RefSeq lists its product as uncharacterized. The transcript has a single exon. The record is from RefSeq and is a predicted model, not a curated record. NCBI's taxonomy places the organism in Eukaryota, Viridiplantae, Streptophyta, Magnoliopsida, Proteales, Proteaceae. The coding region runs from base 1 to 1290 and encodes 429 amino acids. Gene Ontology annotation, molecular function: zinc ion binding; nucleic acid binding.